This is a messenger RNA of Fonsecaea nubica, 963 nucleotides long. RefSeq names its product ATP-dependent Clp protease ATP-binding protein subunit ClpB. Gene Ontology annotation, molecular function: 3'-5'-RNA exonuclease activity; nucleic acid binding. The transcript has 5 exons. Gene Ontology annotation, cellular component: mitochondrion. NCBI's taxonomy places the organism in Eukaryota, Fungi, Ascomycota, Eurotiomycetes, Chaetothyriales, Herpotrichiellaceae. The coding region runs from base 1 to 963 and encodes 320 amino acids. The record is from RefSeq and is a predicted model, not a curated record.
AUGUCCAUAGCGUGCAUCAUCACUACCGCCGACCUCGCUCCGCUGGACACAGAGGGCUUCGAGGCUGUGAUAUUCCACACCCCGGAACAACUCUCGAGGAUGUCUGAGUGGUGUGUCGAGACGCAUGGCAACUCCGGUCUCACACAGGCAUGCCUGGUUUCGUCGACCAGUGCUGAAGAAGCUGCCACCAAGCUUCUCGCAUACAUUAAACAUUACAUCCCCGAACCAGGUCGAGCUCUUCUGGCAGGGAACAGUAUCCACGCUGACCGUGCUUUCUUGGCUAUUCCACCUUGGAACGUCAUCCUGCAACACCUCCAUUACCGACUGUUUGAUGUCUCGGCCAUGAAAGAGAUGGUACGACGCUGGGCGAGUGAUUCAGUGUUGAUGGCGGCGCCAAGGAAAGAACUCAAACAUACCGCCCGAGCAGAUGUGUUGGAGAGCAUCCAGGAGGCGCAGUAUUACAAGCGUUUGAUCGAGGGAAUGAGUCUGGGCAUACCCGUGGUUUUCCAGCCGUGCGCGCCUAGGGAUCUGGCGAAUAUGAAGUAUGGCAUGCGGAUCCUGGCCCCUGUUCCGGAGGGAGAACUGACGGAUAUCUAUGGUGAGAGGGCAAACAGGGAUGCUCGAACUGGUCUCAAUACCGACAAGGCCGUGGCUGACGACUUGGACAACUUCCCAGUUGAAAAGGCCCGUCUGCGCGUCAUGUGGUUUCCUAUGACCGCCACAAUCUGCUCCGUCGUGGCUUUCGGCUGGGCCCUCCACUACGAAAAGGUCUAUUAUAUAUACCCGUACCUGGUUGAUUCCGCGGGACAUCCUGGUGGUCCGUCGCGGCAGAUAGCGUACAAUGACAUGCUAUACCUCUGCGAGAGAUACGGCCCAUCGAAUACUUUGGAGACGUACGACCCGCGGAAGGAUAUUGGAAUCACAGGCACGCAUAUUCCCUUUGUCAUCAGUCCGUUGAAAUGA